AUGAGUGAAUUUAGUACGGAGUCGUACGACACGAGCUCUUUUACUUCAGAUUUACUUUACAAUACUACUGAGUACUUGGUGCACAAUGCGACGGGCGGGUGCGGUGCUGGACGGCCAAGCAAAAUGUUUGGCUUGGUGGUGAAGGUCGUGUAUGCUAUCGGCAUCAUCGGAAACGCCGUCGCCAUCAUCACGCUGAGACGUGGCGAGCGGCGCGUGCGCAACAGAAAGCACCUCUUACUUCUGACAUCCCUCGCUGCAAAUGAUCUCGUAGCUUUGGUGGGAAUGAUGUGCGCGAUGGUGGUGGCCGAGCAGUGGGCGUGGACGAGCCGCACGCGGGCGUACUGCGCGGCGAGGGUGGCGCUGCGGGUGUUCGGCGUGGGCAGCGUGUGCAUCGCGGUCACCAUGGCGCUCGAACGCUACCUCGCGCUCACCAGGCCCUUCUUGUAUCAGAAGCAAGUGACGUACUACGUGAUUCGCAUGGCGUUGCUCGUAUCUUGGUUCUGGGCGGCCGCGUUGACGUGCGCGCCCGUGCUGGGCGUGGGCCUGUACUGGGACGAGGCGACCCACUGCUGCACGCGCUACCGGAACGCCGUCUCCGGGCUCGACUUUGGAUAUGCCGUGUUUUAUGUUAUUUUUGGGACAAUGCUCUGCGCGAUCCUGGUGUACUGCAACCUGGCGGUGAUCCGGGCGCUGUACGCUAUCACGGCGCCGCGGGGUAGUGGGCCGCCCGUGGUCCGCCGUGUGUCCAAGAGCAGCUGCCGGCAGCGCGGCAAAGCGGCGCACGCGCACCACAACGCCGCCACCGCCGAGGAGGUCGCCUUCAGCAGGCUGAUGGCCACUCUCUCCGUGCUCUUCAUGAUCUGCUGGCUGCCGCAGAUGGUGACGUCGGCCCUAUACCUUGCUCUAGGACAGGACGCCUGGCCACGUCUGGGCACGCUGGCGAAGCUCUCCGAUGUGCUGAUGCUGCUCAACUACGUGCUGGACCCCAUACUCUACGUUCUCAUGAAACAGAGACGACACGUCUCUAUCACUGCUAUGUGCCAUUCUAUCACACAUUGCUUUAAGCGAAGUCACAAAACAUCGACUGAGUCGAUGAAAACAUCGUGCUGUCCGCAAGAGACGGUCAUCAUCAGCGAGAGCUCCGGCGCAGAGAUGCGGCCGCUCCGCCCGCCGGUGUGCGCCGCCAUCAUCAAGCUGGACGAC
This is a messenger RNA of Brenthis ino (lesser marbled fritillary), 1203 nucleotides long. Lineage: Eukaryota; Metazoa; Arthropoda; Insecta; Lepidoptera; Nymphalidae. The record is from the annotation of a GenBank genome assembly.